Molecule: messenger RNA, 3634 nt
Organism: Chroicocephalus ridibundus (black-headed gull)
Lineage: Eukaryota; Metazoa; Chordata; Aves; Charadriiformes; Laridae
Gene: HIF3A
Product: hypoxia inducible factor 3 subunit alpha
Exons: 15
Coding region: 57-1952 (631 amino acids)
Biological process (GO): regulation of transcription by RNA polymerase II; cellular response to hypoxia
Molecular function (GO): DNA-binding transcription factor activity, RNA polymerase II-specific; RNA polymerase II transcription regulatory region sequence-specific DNA binding; protein dimerization activity
Source: RefSeq, a predicted model, not a curated record
GGAGGGGGCUCGGCGCGGUGGGUGCGGGCGCGCAGAGGGCGGCGGCGGCGGCAGCCAUGGACGGGCGGCCCGGGGCGAGGUCGACACCGGAGCUGCGGAAGGAGCGCUCGCGGGACGCGGCCCGUUGCCGGCGCAGCCGGGAGACCGAGGUCUUCUACCAGCUGGCGCACACCCUGCCCUUCGCCCGCGGCGUCAGCGCCCACCUGGACAAGGCCUCCAUCAUGCGCCUCACCAUCAGCUACCUGCGCGUCCACCGCCUCCUCGCUGCCGGUGCCUGGGCGGCGGCGGCGGAGGAGGUGGAUGGGUGCUACCUGAAGGCGCUGAGCGGGUUCGUGAUGGUGCUGAGCGAGGCGGGCGACAUGAUCUUCCUCUCCGAGAACGUCAACCGGCUCCUGGGGCUCAGCCAGCUGGAGCUGAUCGGCCACAGCGUCUUUGACUUCGUGCACCCCUGUGACCACGAGGAGCUGCAGGACGUGCUCAGCCCCCGGCAGGCGGUGCCGCGGCGGCGGGGGGAGCGCUCAGGGCGCAGCUUCUCCCUGCGGAUGAAGAGCACCCUGACGGGGCGCGGGCGCUGCCUCAACCUCAAGGCAGCCUCCUGGAAGGUGCUGCACUGCGCGGGCCACAUGCGGUCGUAUGCGGGGGCCGGGGGGGGCGACCCCCCUCUGCGCUGCCUGGUGCUGAUCUGCGAGGCCAUCCCCCACCCGGGGGCCAUUGAGACCCCCCUGGGCUCCGGCACCGUCCUCACCCGCCACUCCAUGGACAUGAAGUUCACCUACUGUGACGACAGGAUCGGGGAGGUGGCGGGGUACACCCCCGAGGAGCUGCUCGGCUGCUCCCUCUACGAGUACGUCCAUGCCCUCGACUCCGACACCCUCAGCAGGAGCGUGCACACCCUGCUGAGCAAGGGCCAGGCGGUGACGAGCCAGUACCGGUUCCUGGCCAAGCGCGGGGGGUUCCUGUGGGCGCAGACCCAGGCCACCGUCAUCGCCAACAGCCGCAGCGCCCAGCCCGAGGGCAUCGUCUGCCUCACCUUCGUCCUCAGCCGUGUGGAGCAGCGGGGGGUGGUGCUGUCGCUGGAGCAGACCCAACGCCGGGGGGAAGGGCGCCGCCUGCCCCCCCCCGCCCCCGGCCCCGACACCCCCGAUGCCAUCCUCAACCUCAGCCUCGGGGUGGGGGGCCCGCGGGUGCUGGCUUUCCUGCGCCCGGCCCAUGUCCCCGAGGCGGUGCUGCAGCGGGACCCCCGGCGCUUCUGCUCCCCCGAACUCGCCCGUCUCCUCGCCCCCAUCUUCGACCCCCCCCCAGCACCCUCCCGCCGCCGCCCCCACAGCCCCUCCCCGCCCCCCGGGGACGAGCUGCUGUUCGAGGUGCAGAAGCUUUUCGCGGGGAGCCCGGGGCCCCGAACGGCCCUGCAGGCGUCGCCCCUGGACCUGGCCAUGCUUGCCCCCUACAUCCCCAUGGACGGCGACUUCCAGCUGGGCGGGGCCGAGGCGCCGCGUGGGCGGGGCCCGCGCCCACCCGGCCCCGCCCCCUCGGCCGCGGCCCCGCCCCCUCGGCCGCGCGCCCGCAGCUUCCCCGGGCGCGGCUCCGCCCCCUCCCGGCCCGGCCCCGCCCUCCCGCGCUGGGGCAGCGACCCCGCCCUCGGCCCCGCCCUGGCGCCCCGCCCCACCAGGAAGAGGGCACGGGAGCUGAGCGGGGAGGACGCGGGGGCCCCCCUGAAGCGCCCCGAGCUCGACCCCCACCUGCUGCCCCCCCUCGGCCUGGGGCUGCUGCUGAGUGGGGAGGACCCCCCGGGACUGAGCCCCUCCCUGGGGCAGGAGCAGCCUCUCGCGCUGCUGGCUGAUGGCCUGGCCCUGCCGGGGGUCCCCCCGCACCCCACCCUGGGGCCCCCCCAGGAGGAGACCGAGGGCCACCCAGGAGGACCCCCCCGGGGUGCAUGUCUGGGGAGCAACUGAGGGGGGGGGGCUGCAUAUGGAAGGGGCCGCCCCCCCCGCAAAACCACGGAGCCCCAACCACCUUGACGGGGACCCCAGAACACAACUUCUCUCCUCAAAACCCAAGGAGGGGGGUCUGAAACACCCCCCAAUACCCAAUGGGGAACCCCCAAAAAACCAGCCCCCCCAACCCACCCCACAAGUGGGGGGGCCCCCAACCUGGCACUCAGUGGGGCCCCCCUAAACCCAUGUCCCCGGUGAGGGGGGGGACACCAAAAGCCAUGACAUCUCCCACAGACCCUGGGGUGCCCUCAGUGUCCCCCCUCCCAGCCUGGGGUGCCCCCCUCCCCCCAUUAAUUUCCCCCCCUUGAUGCCCCCUCCUCCACCAGGCCCCCAUCCUUGGGGGCUUUGACCCCCAAGUGUGGGGGACACCCCUCCGGUCUGUUGCCCCGCACUCAUGGGAGCCCCCCCCACACCCCCUCACCCAUGGGGCACCCCUUGGGGACCCACCUGUAUCUCCCCCCCCAGCCCCCCAGCUCCGAGGACCCCUUGGAGGGCCCCCCUCAAUUUGGGACCCCCCAACCCCCCCAGAUCCUCCCCCAUAGGGAACCCACUGAGCCCCCGCUUCUGGAGGUCCUCAUCACCCCCCCAACCAUGAGGCCCCCCCCCCCCUCCCCCCCAUCUUCUCAUGGGGCCUCCCAGGGCCCCCCCCUCCUACCUCAGCCUGGCCCCCACUGGGGGGGCAUGGGGGGGGCCCAUCCUCCCCACUUGGUGCUGGGCUGAAAAUGCCCCUUUGGGGGGGCCCCAGAGACACCCCCCCCCCCCCUCCCCCCAUCAAAUCCGGGACCACUGGGGCAGCGCCUCCGUCCCCGGGGACCCCCCUUUAUAGUGCUCUGUCCUGCACGGCCCUGGGGCCUUGGAGAGACAUCCUUGUGCGAGAGCCUCGUGCAAGAGCUGCCCUCGUGCAAGAGCUUCGUGCGAGAGCCAGCCUCAUGUGAGACCUGCCCUCGUGCAAGGGCCUUGGGCAAGAGCCCUGGGUGAGAGCCAGCCUCGUGCGAGGGCCUCACGGGAGAGCUGACCCUGUACAAGAGCCUCGUGCGAGGACCUCGUGUCUAACACUUGCGCCCUCGUGUGAGAGCCGUCCUCCAGCAAGAGCCAUCCUCACGCUGAACACUCGUGCGAGAGCCACCCUCGUGCAAGAGCCGCCUGUGUGCAAAAGCCUUGUGCGAGGACCUUGUGCCUCAGCCUUGUGCAGGAGCCGCCCUUGUGCAAGAGCCUUGUGCAAAGGCCUCCCACCAGAGCCUUCGGGGUGAGCCGCCCUCGUGCGAGAGCCCCCCCCUGCCACGUGCCUUCCCCCCCCCAACCCCCCGCUCGGCUCUCACCCCUGAGCUGGGGCGAGCAGAGCUUGCACGAGGGGCCUGUCCCUUGCACAACAGCCCUCGCACGAGGAGGGGGCCGGACGCCGCUGCCCAGAGCCGCUGGGACCCACACGCACACCCCCUCUGGCCCCCCAGUGAGGCCCCGCUGCCCCCCACAAUGUCGCUUUGGGGGGGUGGGGGGGUGUCCUGUACCUCGCCCCCCCGCCAGUGUGCUCCCACACGCUUGUGCACAGGCCACGUGCGAGGGGGGGGCCCGCACAGACACACGCACAUGCACCCCCGCGGGGGGGGGCCGCAUGGGGACACGGACGGUGUCACACACAU